AUGGAUAUGCCACAAGUGUUCCAAAAUGUUCAAUUGAACGAGGUAGUCAAGAAGAUCCCUGUUCGAGAAGGAAGUGAUGGCCGUUCGUACAUCCUGCUGGAGGAUAUCCGGGACGCAUUCUUCCACUUUGGAGACAAAUUGUUCCCCACAAGGAUUGCAUCCUAUCCUGGAGAGUUACUGGAUGUCGUUCCUGACCAUCAAGUGGCAAGCCAGGAGCUGGGUGCUCCCUUACCCUUCCAGACCGGGACUGACCAGCAAUCACUCCGCCUUCGGGGCGGCGAACCAUUAUUUGUCGGCUUGAAUGAGCAGAGCGAGGAAACCAGCCAGUCUGGCAAGGCUAUCAUAAAUGCACUGAAUAAUCUUCAAUCACAGCUCGAUAAACUCCAGCAGAGCGUGCAGAUGUCCGAUGCCAAACUUUCAGAAUUGGUCAUGCUCGAGAAAAACAACACGGGGCUCCAGCGCCAGAUCCUAAGCAAGAUGGACAUCUUGCUAGCAAAGACGGAGGCGGUUUUGGCGCAGACCUUCGAGCUGCAUGAGUACACGCUGCCUCGGCUCUUUAUCGUCCUUCCCGAGGUCGCCUACCAGGGGCUCAAUCCCUCCUUGAUCAUCAGCCGAUACGCAAACGUCAAGUUCCGGCUCUACUUCCUCUGCGAGUGUGGUACCCACACAACCCCGUCUGGACCCCACAAUUUGAACCAUAUCCAUAUCGCAAGACAUGAAGGAUACGAGAUCACGCGUCCCAAGGAGUUCUUUCGCAAGUACGGUCCCCAUAUCUUGCGUCUCCUCCAUGCGCUCAAGCUAGGCAUUAAACUAGCGAGUGGAGCCAUCCCAGCGCUGUCCACCAUAAGCGCCGUGGAUCUACCGGACCAUCUCACUGAUAACCUGGAACAAAAGGUCGCGGUCUCUAUCCAAUACUUGACCGCCUAUCAGCGCACGCUCGACUAUAAUGUGCCAGGUAUGGACAAUGGCGGUAGCCUCGCAAGCGACGACAACACUCGACAAUUGACAAAGAUGGACAGUAUCAAGUCUAUGCAUGAUCAUUUGGACGAUGUUGUACAGAUCGAAGGCGCGGAUCUCCGGCGGUUGGCAUCGUUCCUGGAAAGGAAGGAUCAGGAUCGUGCUCUCGGUAAUUUGUUCAGGACAGUGGACGGGAACGGCCAUGUUAAAUGGAUCUGCCUGGACCAUUACCGCUCCACUUACCACCAGAGACAAGACCACGCGUUCGAGAACGAGAUCGUGCUGAACAGAGGCGACUUCGACAAGCGGUUCGGCAUCGUCACAGUGGUUUUGUCCUCCAGCGAAUCUAUCGGUUCGUUCAUGGCUGCCAUGUCUCGAGCCGGCGCCUUCAACGAGCUCGAUGUACACCUGCGUCACUAUGUGUUCCAGGACCUCAGAACCCUAGGUGACUCGCUUAACAAGACCAAUGUCGCGAAGCUGACGCUGACAUGCCACGAGUACAGGGAGGUUGCGUCCAUGGGCAAGAGAAAGCUGCCUGCUGUCCUCAAGAUUAUGGUCUCCGGCAAGGUUCGUUACUUCCACUUCAAGCACAUCAAGGAUCUGAUUCCAGGCCGCGGAGUAAACAUCCCAAAAGAAUUACCCAUGGUGCGCUCUUUGGAACUGACGGGUAUCUCUCUGAAGGAAGGCCAUGAAGUGCUGGAAGCCAUCCUACAUGCCUGCAAGAAUCUGGCCGUCUUCCGUUUGAAGGAUGUCUCUCUCAAGUUGAAUCGUCUAGUUUCGAUCACGAACGGACUUUCGGACUGCUGGAACCUCAAUACGCUGGCAAUCCAUAACUGCAGGAUCCCGAGCGACGGCGUUGAAUAUAUUGCAGCACUGCUCAGGAAACUGGAGUUCAUUCGCGAGCUCGACCUUGGCGAAAACUUGAUCGAAGACUUGGGCUGUUGUGAGAUCAUCGAGGCCGCGGGAGACAAGCUGCAGAAACUGUCCCUUCCUUACGCCGGCUUUGGUGAUGAAGCAGCCAUGGCAUUGGAACGAGUCGUGAGUGGGAAGCAAUUGAGGUGUCUAGAUGUCUCCGACUCCAAGGAUGAGCUGGGACUGGACGCUACCGAAAGCAUCAUCCGGUUAAUGCGUCGCUUGCAUUGUAUCGAACUAGUGUUUCCGAGGAUUCAGGAGCCAUCUGACGAGUUGUGUGCAAGAAUGGUCCGUGAACUGGAUCUCAGCAAGCUGGAGUCUCUCGUAAUUAUGGGUAGCGGCUGCGGAGACCAAACUGCCGAGACAUUGGCCAGAGUCAUCUCUAAUCCAGCCUAUCCACCCCCUACACUCACAAAGCUCAAGAUCGAAUUGCCCAGAGGUACGCUAGCAGGAGCACAGGCGCUAGGAGCUGCAUUACGAGCCGACUUUCAGAUCGCCAUGGUUUCUUUUAGCGGUUCGCUGUUGUUCCAGCAAGGCGUAUCGAACCCGAUGCUGCUCAAGGAUCUAUUCACGAGUGCAUGCUCCCGACUGACCAUCCUGAAGCUGAAGGAUACCGGCAUGAGUGAUGAGGUGGCCUCGCUCCUUUGCGAGGCCCUGAAGGCGUCAGACCCAGUCUGUAGAUUAGAAUACCUGGAUCUCGCCGAGAACAAGUUGACGCCGACUGGCGGUGCAAUGGUCCUCGACAGCCUGCAGCAACAUCCCACUUUGCGAACGUUGCGGAUGGAGAGUCACUCCUUUGGCAAACUCGGGUCUAUGGGUAUGGCUGUACAAGGAUUCUUGGAGACGAAUCGGACCCUAUGUCGUCUCUCGAUAUCGCACGUCAAUCUCCGAGAGCUAACCUUGGGACUAUCCGGAAAUGCAAACACACUCAGGGCGAUCGAGGUCCAGUAUGUGGACGGAAAAGUCGAUGAUAUUUUUACGUUCGGCGAUUUUCUCCAGUCCAGCCAGAAUACAUUACUACGUCUUGUUAUCAAGCACGCGCGUGUCUGUGAUGACGACCGAUCGCUCGAGUACCUCAGCCAACGCCUAAAGCAGAACUAUACUCUCGUGGACCUUGAGUGGAGCUACGAUCAAGGCUAUGAAGGCGACAGUUACAUUCUGCAGCGCCAUCUCGAUAGAAAUCGCGAGGCCUGGCGCAAAAACGUUGGUGCGAAAGCACAGGAUCUGAUUUCGGCAGGAAUGGAUCCAUGGACCACGCGUGCUAUCUGUCGAGGUGCCGAGUAA
This is a messenger RNA of Gamsiella multidivaricata, 3153 nucleotides long. RefSeq lists its product as uncharacterized. Gene Ontology annotation, cellular component: perinuclear region of cytoplasm; cytosol; nucleus. Bases 1 to 3153 code for a protein of 1050 amino acids. Gene Ontology annotation, molecular function: GTPase activator activity; small GTPase binding. The transcript is spliced from 2 exons. Lineage: Eukaryota; Fungi; Mortierellomycota; Mortierellomycetes; Mortierellales; Mortierellaceae. The record is from RefSeq and is a predicted model, not a curated record. Gene Ontology annotation, biological process: activation of GTPase activity; nucleocytoplasmic transport.